Messenger RNA from Aspergillus tanneri, 2613 nucleotides. RefSeq lists its product as uncharacterized. Gene Ontology annotation, molecular function: CoA-ligase activity. The record is from RefSeq and is a predicted model, not a curated record. The transcript is spliced from 8 exons. The coding region runs from base 1 to 2613 and encodes 870 amino acids. Lineage: Eukaryota; Fungi; Ascomycota; Eurotiomycetes; Eurotiales; Aspergillaceae.
AUGAGCAUAGUAUUUAUCACCGGUGCAACCGGUUACAUCGGCGGAGAUGUCCUUUCACAGCUGGUCCCUAAAUACCCGGACUUCACUUAUCGACUUCUCGUCCGGGGAGCCGACAAGGGUGAGAUAAUUAAGGCUCAAUAUCCGUCCGUUCAGAUUGUGUAUGGUGGCCUGGAAGCCACGGAUAUCCUAGAAGCCGAGAGUGCCAGUGCAGAUAUCAUUAUCCAUACGGCCGACGCAUCAGAUAAUCUCCCCGCAGCUAGGGCAAUAUACGCCGGUAUCCUCAAGGGACAUACUCCUCAAAGACCAGCCUACUGGCUUCAUACCAGCGGCGCAGGAAUCUUCAGCUACGUCGACACUGACGAGAGGACAGCGGGGAUCCUGCGAGACAAAGUAUACAAUGAUCUCGAGGGCAUUCAGGAUAUUCUCAACAUACCGAAUCAUGCUUUCCAUCGUGAAGUAGAUAAACUCGUCCUGGAAGCCGGCACCCGUCACCCAGACAUUGUCAAAUCCGCAAUUAUCUCUCCCACCACUGUCUACGGCCCCGGUCGCGGCCCCUGCUCCCAGCGCAGCAGACAACUUUACAUCCUGUCGAGAUGGAUCCUAGAGCGAAAGACGGUACCCAUUAUCGGCGAGGGAAAGUCCCUUGGAACAAACGUCUACAUCACCGAUCUAACUGAUCUCUAUCUUCUAUUUUUCGAUGCUGCACUUUCCAGGCGUGCUGACCUGUGGGGUCCUGAGGCGUAUUAUCUCGCUGAGCGGGGAGAACAUUGUUGGGCUGAGGUGGCCAAGAAAAUCUCACAGAUUGCUAUUAGACAGGGACUGGUGUCUGCCGUGGAAAUCGAGGCAUUAGAUCCCAAAGCGGCUGCAAAAUUUGCGGGAUUCGAAGCUGUCUCUUGGGGGCUGAAUUGUCGGUGUCGUGCUCGGCGAGCACAUAAGGUUCUGGGAUGGAAGCCCACGGGGCCGUCAGUGGAGGAAGUUUUACCGAGUAUUCUCCGUGGAGAGUGGGAAAGGCUGCAGGUUCCAAAAUCCCUAUCAAUUUGGGAAUUCUUCCUCGAUUCCGAGUACUCGCCUUUGCGACGAUUGCAUCCCGAGGACCUGGGUGCGUACAUCAAUGCGCUGACCAAGGAGCGAAUUCGCUACGAUGAAUUGAAAGACUACACAACUUACCUAUCCACCGCAUUGGUCAAGAAGUAUGCGGGCGUUAUUUCUGGAGCGUCUCCGGCUUAUAAUGUCGAGGAAAUGACUUAUGCUUUGAAAACAGCCCAGGCAAAAUUCUUAAUGACAGUUCCGUCUUCAAUGGAGGUUGCAGUCCCGGCAGCUAAAAACGCUGGUAUACCUGCAGAGUGUAUUUUUUUGCUCGAAGGAGAGAAACACGGCUACACAACGGUGCAAGAGCUACUGGAAGUGGGGAAGGAAUACGGCGAUGACGGACAAGUAGCACCGUUUACACUGGCUGAAGGAGAGUCGAAUCGGGACGUCUGUGGCUUCUUAAGCUUCAGCAGCGGAACAACAGGGCGGCCCAAAACGGUUGUGAUUGCACAUCACAAUGUGAUUGCGCAGUGCAUGCAAAUCCAGCAGGUCGCCUCCCCAGAUUGCAAAAAGUCGCUAGCUGUGUUGCCGCUGUUCCAUAUUACCGGUCUCGUGCAUCAGAUGCAUCUUCCGAUCCUCCUGAACACAGAAGUCUAUAUGCUUCCGUUCUUCAAUAUGGACACUAUGCUCAACGCAGUUGUCGAGAACCAAAUAACUGAACUCCUACUAGUUCCUCCCAUAUUGAUACGUCUGCUUCAGGACCCAGCUGCAGAGAAAUACGAUAUCUCGCACGUGAAGCGAUUCUUUUCGGGCGCUGCUCCCAUUGCCAAAGCGCUCCUCCAGCAGCUAGAGAAACGCUUCCCAUGGACUGGAUUCAAGCAAGAAUACGGAAUGACCGAGUCCUGCAGUUGCAUCACCACGCAUCCUCCUGACCUGCAAUCGUACAAUUAUGCGAGUCGGGUCGGGAGCAUUGUCGCCAAUACAGACGUCAAGAUCAUGGACCCGGUAACGGGCCGUGAAUUGGGAUAUAACAAGCCAGGGGAAAUCCUCGCGCGAGGACCGCAGAUUGUAAUGGGGUAUCUGGGAAAUGAAGAAGCGACACGCGAGACAUUCGAUGCAGAUGGAUGGUUGCACACGGGGGAUAUCGGAUACAUGGACGAAGAGGGCUUCCUCACCAUCACCGAUCGCAUCAAGGAGAUGAUUAAAGUAAAUGGCAUUGGGGUCUCACCUACGGAGCUGGAGGACUUGCUCCUGGGCCAUGAAGAUGUGGAGGAUGCGGCUGUGGCUGCAAUCUCGGAUGAUUAUUCUGGCGAGAGACCAAAAGCGUACAUUGUUCUGCGGUCGAGAGUGAGACAACGCGUUGGAGAUGGUGUUGGACUGGUGGAUAUCGGUAGAGAGCUGGUUGAGUAUGUGCGAGCGAAGAAGGUGCGGCAUAAAUGGAUUGUCGAGGUCGAGUUUGUCCACGAGUUGCCUAAGAGUGCCAGUGGCAAGAUCCUCAGACGUAUUCUUCGAGAUAGGGAGACAAGACCAAGCCCUGGAAAGAGACUGGUGGUGCGUGAUGAGAGGAUGAAAGCGCGACUCUAG